GAAAAAUUAUGUAAAGGUGUAUCAUAAGAUGCCAUAUGCAUACGUCAUAGACACUCAUGUGCACACAGUGAAGUAGGUAUGCGAAUUGUCUAAUUUUCUAUCUCACCGAGCUGAAGACUUGGGUGAUUUGUUUGGUGCUCGGUUUCGAGCUGGCACUGUUAAAACCCUGUGAUUCUGAAUAAAUAUCGACGUAGCAGCCAAUCCGGGACGUUUGCGUGGUACAGAGAAGGGAAAAUUAAGGACUUGGUUUUGAAAAAGUACAGGUAGCGAAAUUUGCUUUCGUGUGAUGAACAACGUGUUGGAAAGUGCAUUUGCUUGGACCGGUUCAUUUGUCGAAGCGAUAAGCAGACUCACUUGUGACGUAGCAAACAUAAUAUUCACAAGUUUCAGCAUUAGCUCGAGCUCGGGUGACAGCGAUACAGCUAACAGCGGCAGCGGUAGCAGCAGCACCGGCAGCAGCAGCAGCAGCAGCAGCAGCAGCAGCAGCAGCAGCAGCAGCAGUGUCGGCGGUGACACUCCUGUUGAUUCCGGUGAGAAAGUCGGGUUAAAUUUACCCCAGGUCUUGCAAGAGGCUGCGUCGCUGUUCGCCUUUGAUGAUUUUCAAUAUUUGCUGCUUAAGAUUUUCGUCACCAUUUUCAUAAGUAACGCUUGUCUCAUUUAUAUUGCCUGGUAUUAUUACGGGGCCAGGAUUACAGAACGAUUUAUGACACCGAAUACCUCGCCAGAAGAGCUUAAGCAAAGAGUGUUAAACCUACAACUUCCGACCGAGCAUUCUCAACGUUAUUCAUAAAACGUUAUUUCUGAUCAUUU
Molecule: messenger RNA, 810 nt
Organism: Ceratosolen solmsi marchali
Lineage: Eukaryota; Metazoa; Arthropoda; Insecta; Hymenoptera; Agaonidae
Exons: 2
Coding region: 287-790 (167 amino acids)
Source: RefSeq, a predicted model, not a curated record